AUGUCUUCCAACGGUACGAGCACUCCUGAGUCCCAGCUGGACCCCAUUGUCGUCCAAUCCGACCGCACGUCGUACUCCAACGAGUACAUCACUUCCAAGUUCGUCAACCGCGGCGCCGAUGUCACCGUCGUCGAGGGUCAGUACAUCGUCACACCCACCGAGAAGCCUGUCGAGUUCCAGACGGCGCGCCAGGUCGCUAAGACUGGUCUCAUGAUGAUCGGCUGGGGCGGCAAUAACGGGUCGACGCUCUCCGCGACGAUCCUCGCCAACCGCCACAACAUCAUCUGGCACACCAAGUCCGGCGUCCAGCAGCCCAACUACAUCGGCUCUCUCCUUCGCGCGUCCACCGUUCGGAUCGGCGCAGACCCGGCGACGGGCAAGGACGUCCAUGUCCCCAUCUCCGACGUCAUGCCCAUGGUCCACCCCAAUGACCUCGUCCUCGGCGGCUGGGACAUCUCCGGUUUCCGCAUGGACGACGCGAUGAAGCGCUCCCAGGUCCUCGACUGGGACCUCCAGCGCCAGGUCAUGCCCCACAUGGCCGCGCUCGGAAAGCCCCUCCCGUCGAUCUACUACCCCGACUUCAUCGCCGCCAACCAGGAGGCUCGUGCGGACAACGUCCUGCCCGGCACCGACAAGCAGGCCCACCUCGAGCACAUUCGCCAGGACAUCCGUAACUUCAAGGCGGAGCACGGCCUCGACCGCGUCGUUGUCUUCUGGACCGCGAACACGGAGCGCUACUCGGACAUCAUCCCGGGCGUGAACGACACUGCGACCAACCUCCUCGCCGCGAUCAAGGGCUCGCAUCCGAGGUAUCCCCUCCACGCUAUUCGCCGUCGCGCCAUCCUCGAGGGCGAGCCCUUCGUCAACGGCGCGCCCCAGAACACCUUCGUUCCCGGUGUCAUUGAGCUCGCCGAGCGCCACCAGAGCUUCAUUGGCGGCGACGACCUCAAGUCCGGCCAGACCAAGCUCAAGUCGGUCUUCGCCGAGUUCCUCGUCAACGCCGGCAUCAAGCCGCUCUCCAUCGCUUCCUACAACCACCUUGGCAACAACGACGGCCAAAACCUGUCCGCGGAGCGCCAGUUCAAGAGCAAGGAGAUCUCCAAGAGCUCCGUCGUCGACGACAUGGUCUCCGCGAACGCGCUUCUCUUCAAGCCUCCCCAGGCGGGCGCGCCCGCGGGCUCGAAGGAGGCCAAGGGCGAGCACCCGGACCACGUCAUCGUCAUCAAGUACGUGCCCGCGGUGGGCGACUCGAAGCGUGCGAUCGACGAGUACUACUCCGAGAUCUUCUGCGGCGGCCGCUCGACGAUCAACAUCUUCAACGAGUGCGAGGACUCCCUCCUCGCGACGCCGCUCAUUCUCGACCUCGCGAUCCUCACCGAGCUCCUCACGCGUGCGCCGCUCGUCAAGCCCGGCACCGACGUCGUCAACUCGCUCAACCGCCAGCGCAACGCGCUCGAGACGUUCCUCAAGGCGUGCAUUGGCCUCGAGGGCAGCAGCGACCUCCUCCUCGAGACGCGCAUCUGGUGA
Molecule: messenger RNA, 1527 nt
Organism: Epithele typhae
Lineage: Eukaryota; Fungi; Basidiomycota; Agaricomycetes; Polyporales; Epitheliaceae
Product: Myo-inositol-1-phosphate synthase
Exons: 5
Coding region: 1-1527 (508 amino acids)
Biological process (GO): phospholipid biosynthetic process; inositol biosynthetic process
Cellular component (GO): cytoplasm
Molecular function (GO): inositol-3-phosphate synthase activity
Source: RefSeq, a predicted model, not a curated record